This is a messenger RNA of Aspergillus pseudotamarii, 528 nucleotides long. RefSeq lists its product as uncharacterized. The transcript is spliced from 6 exons. Gene Ontology annotation, molecular function: oxidoreductase activity, acting on the CH-OH group of donors, NAD or NADP as acceptor. The record is from RefSeq and is a predicted model, not a curated record. NCBI's taxonomy places the organism in Eukaryota, Fungi, Ascomycota, Eurotiomycetes, Eurotiales, Aspergillaceae. The coding region runs from base 1 to 528 and encodes 175 amino acids.
AUGGACACCAAAGCCUGGCUCGUCGUGGGGGCAUCUCGCGGAAUUGGCCUUGAAUUUGUACGUCUAAUUCUAGCGAGCGGCCAUCGGGUCGUCGCCACUGCUCGCGGCUCUGGGAGUGCUUUAGACGCCAUUGCCCGAGAUGCGCCUGAUCGAAGCUUCAUCGACCAAUUUGUCCAGUCUGGCGUGAAGAAGAUUGACUAUGCGGUUAUCAAUGCUGGCAUUCUAGAAUAUCCGAAUAGGGCUUUAGAUAUGACCUUCGACCAGUUUGCUCAGCACCUCCUGACAAAUGCUGUGGGGCCGGUUAUCGUCGCUCAGGAGCGUCUGAAGCUUCCUGAUGUCUCCAUAGAAACGAUUGCAUUUAUGUCUAGUGACUCCGGCUCCACGCAGCGUUUCCUCGCUUUCGAAGAUGGAUUUGCAGCAUAUGGUGUGUCAAAAGCCGCUCUUAAUCAAGCUUUACGUCACCUGGCCGAGGAAUUGAGGCGCAAGCAACGACAUACGGUCAUUCUGGCCUCACGUCCAUCAUCUUAA